AUAAAAAACGAAUCUUUCGCGAAUCACCCAUGAUCAUCACUAAGCUUCAGUUGCUUAGAGGAUAAUAUUGCAGUAGUUUCAAGUGUUACACGACUGUGUCAGUAUAUACACUCACGCAUUUAAAUAAGACCGAAAGCUUCUGUCUAACGUUACGUACCAACCAGGCCUUGUCUUUCUUGCCAAGCAGGUAGCUAACUGUAGCCUAGCUAGCUAGCUAGCUAGCUAGCUAAUACAGAACUAUGUUUCUGUUGACUAGCUGGAAACAGACUAACGUCUAUUAGACCUCUCUUCGAAGAACAAUGGAGGAAUCAAAUGUUGAUAUAGAGGUGACAGUCAAAACCUUGGACUCCCAGAGCAGAAGUUAUACUGUUGGUAGCCAGUUGACUGUCAAAGACUUCAAGGAGCACAUUGCACCUUCAGUGGGAAUUCCUGUGGAUAAACAGAGGCUGAUCUACCAGGGUAGAGUUCUACAAGAUGAGAGGACACUUACAGAGUACAAUGUGGGUGAUAAAGUGAUCCACCUGGUUGAACGGGCCCCCCCUCCACCCUCCCAGCCAGGCUCAGGGGGCAGCUCAGGAUCAACUGACGCUGGUCUGUCAUCCCCCAACUCCACCACCUCCCAGGGAUCCUCCCAAGUGCCUCCACACGACCGCAAUGCCAACAGUUACGUCAUGCUGGGAACCUUCAACCUCCCGGUGAACCUAAUGGAUCCUCAGCAGAUACAGAUGUCAGUCCAGCAGAUGAUUCCAGGCCUGGGUGAAAAUGCUAGGAAUGCUAGAGUCACAACCAGCACGGGGAACAAUGGAUCUAUGAAUGUACACAUCGACAUGGACCAAUCCGUACAGAGUGAGCCCAGACUAAGGCUUUUAUUGGCAGAAAAUCUCCUGAGGGACACUAAUGUGCUGAUCCAAAGAAUGGAGGGACAGGCAAGUGACAACUCAUCUCAACCGGCGUCAGCUGCCGAUUCUGCCGCUGCUCCACCGCCCUCCUCCUCCACCUCUACUCCCUCUCCCUCCACCCAGCCCAUGGACACCUCCCCUCUUCCAUCUGACCCCCCUCCAUCUUCCUCUUCGACUCAAACUGAGGGACCGCUGCCCCCAACUGGUCCCAAUCACCCCAGCCCAGUAGAGCUUGUGGAGAUCUUGUCGGAGCUAAGGAGGGUGGAGGAGAGGCUACAGCCGUUCAUCCAGAGAGCCCAUUCCAUCUUGGAGACUGCUACCACCACAGAAUAUGCCAACACUGAGAGAGAAGAGGACCAGCUCAUUCUGAACCUAGUGGGGGAGUCCCUGCGCCUCCUGGGAAAUGCCCUGGUUGCUUUGAGUGACCUUCGCUGCAACCUCCUCAGCCCUACCCCCCGUCACCUGCACGUAGUUCGGUCCAUGUCCCACUACACCUCUCCAGUCAUACUUCCAGGGGCUGUGAACCACCAACAAAUCCCACUACAUAUGAACUUGGGAGCCACAGUAACCAUGGCAGCCAAUGGAAGGCCAGUCAGCGAGGGACAGGCUCAACCCACCAGCCAGUCGGAACAGGCAGGUCAGGGACAGACCUUCCCCUCACAGCCUCCCCCGUAUAAUCAGCAGGCAGGCCAGGGCCAGCCUGGCCCACGGGUCAUCAGGAUCAGCCACCAGGCAGUACCGGUGGUCAUGAUGCAGAUGAACGCGGAUGACGGUGGCAGUAACCCUCAGGCAGCAGGACUGCAGAACCCAGCCGGUAUGGGACAGGCAGGUGCCCUUCCCCCAGACUUCAUGCGUUCCAUCAUGCAGCAGAUGGGCCAGUACGCUGCUGCUAUGGCAACCGCUGGUGCCGUGCCAACUGCCCAGCCCACCCCCUCUGGUUCCGGCUCUACCGCCACCUCUUCUGCCACCCCCUCUGGCCCCAACACCCCUACCACAACCCCCACGGCUCCACCUCCUCCACCCCCCAACGCCUCACAGGCCAGGGUGGUCUUCACACGUCCAGCUUUUGCUCCAGGCAUGAUGGCAGCGCCCGCUUUCACCACCAGGGGGCCGACUGCUAACGUUGGCACAAAUUUAAGAGCGCCCAUGCCAGGCCAGCAGCCAGGACAACCCUUCCCUCCUGCUGCCCUCAAUCAAAUGAUUAGUGGGAUGGUGGGACAGCUUCUCAUGCCAAGCCAGACAGCUGGACAGACCGCCACCUCCUCCUCUUCACACACCUUCAGCUCUUCUUCCUUCUCUCCUUCUGGCCCCAUACCCAAUACAACCCCACCUCCUGGUACUGCUGCUGCCCCAGGUCAGCCAGAAACCACCCCUACCCAGCCCCAAGGUAUCCCUCCUGACCUGGGCCAGCUGCUGAGCUCUCUCCUGAGUGGAGUGGGGGGCAGUGCUGAGGCCAUGGGUUCUGGGGGUGCCCCCUCCAUCACUGUGACCAUGCCUGGAGUGCCUGCCUUCAUCCAAGGAGUGUCUGACUUCAUGCAGCAGGCCUCCCAGCCAGGUUUCCAGGGCCCUUCCCCUACCUUCCCUGCAACACCCACAGCCCCUCCUGCUGGAGGCACUUCUCAGGGCCCCGCCCCCCAGGGUCCCGCCCCCAACCCUCCCUCAGGGAAUGGGACUAGCGGCCUGGCUGGGGAGAACCUUAAUCCGGAGCUGUUCACAGGCAUUGUUCAGGGGGUCCUGUCCACUAUGAUGGGCUCCCUCGGCCAGGCCCAGAGCGGCACAGAAAGCAUUGCCCAGUUCAUGCAGAGACUCUCCCAUACCACCAACAUCUUCAUUAGCCCAGACGAACCCAAUGGUUUCUUUGGGGAGCUGCUGACAUUGGUAUGUCAGACCUUCUCCAUGUCUGACCUGGUGCUUCUGCUCCACGGCCAGCACCAGCCUUUGAGUCGUAUACGGCCCCAGCUGUCCCAGUUCUUCACCCAGAACUACCUCAAUGGCAGAGAGCCCACCGACCAGAACAUAACUGCUGCUGCUGAAGACCUUGUCAAUGAACUUGAGGAGACUAUCACGGAGAGCUUUUCCUCAGUGGCGGUGUUGGAAGGUGUUGACGUCACGCAGACCAACAUGUCCUUCUUCCGGCAGCAGCUCUCUCGCAUCGCCACGCACAUACUACGCUGCACAGACCAGUCGUUUGGGCCUCAUCUGCUACAGAUGUGUAACCAGGGUUUGUUUGAGUGUCUGGCACUCAACCUGUACUGUCUGAGGGGAGAGCAGAGCGCUCUAACUACGGUCAUCAACCAUCGCAUAAGGAGGAUGUCCGCUGACAUGAGUCCCAGCCUGGUGAACUGGAUGACUAGUAUGAUGACCAUGAGGCUUCAGGUUAUUCUGGAGCAUAUGCCUAUCACAGAGGACCAGAUCCUGCAAUAUGUGGUCCACACUCCGAGGGAGGAGCCGAUUGCAUGUGGAGCACAUGAGCCAGAACAAGACAAGAACAUUAAAAUGGAGGACACCCUCUCCCCAGUCCCCGCCACCACAGCUGAGGAAGCCAUGUCAUCAUCGUGGGAUACAAGGGCGUCGGCAAGAGAAAGCGGACCAACCGAGGGUUCUGUCCCAUUGCGUAGCGCCAUGGCGGCAGAGGCAGUUGAUGAGGAGCCUGUUCGAGAUUCUGAGGCCUGGGCAGUGACUGUUCCUCCUGAGUGGGUGCCCAUCAUCAGACAUGACCUGAUCACCCAGAGGAAGAUGAAGACCCAGCCGCCCAUGUCAGACGCCUAUUUGCAUGGAAUGCCAGCCAAACGCAGAAAGACGGGACAAGGGGAUGGAGCCCUCCUCUCCCUCUCUGAUGCUGUCAGUCGGGCAGCGAAGACGGCAGGAGUCAAACCAGUCACUCCUUCAGACACCCUACAGGAGGAGCUGGAGAGCGACGAGCUCCAGGAAGCCUAUGCAGAACAGGUGAAGGCCGACAUUAAGAAGCGCGUGAGGGAAGACCCUGACUUCACCCAUCAACAGUUCCCCAAUGCACACAGAGCUUUCUCAUCAGAUUCCUAAUUUUACCUUAAUGGUUUAUUGGAACCAACAAUUAUCAACCUAUGUACAUGCUGCCAUCUGUUUUUGAGUCUGUAUCUCAAUGUCUUGCAGUUUCAUGUCUACCAAAUUAUCCUCAUAACUUUUUAGGAAUAAAGAGUAACAUCUUGUUUGACUAAAUCCCUUAUUAUUAUCGCUGCCCCCCACCCACAUUUAUAUUUAUUGUUUUGCUUUGUUCUGUAAUUUUGCCUUUCCCUUUUGUUAAACACAGUGUCCAUAUUUGAGCAGACAUUAUACACCCACAAAUACAUUUUGACUCAAUCUUUUGUUUUCAGUGUUUUUGCUGUUCUCUUGUGAUCUAAAUGUUUUAUUUAAAGAGUUUACUUUGAUGGGGUGAAACUGCUGUUUAGUAGAUGUUGUGUGCUUAAUAAAGCACUAAUUACACAGGUG
Messenger RNA from Osmerus eperlanus (European smelt), 4367 nucleotides. RefSeq names its product BCL2 associated athanogene 6 (gene bag6). Gene Ontology annotation, cellular component: BAT3 complex. Gene Ontology annotation, molecular function: misfolded protein binding; polyubiquitin modification-dependent protein binding. The coding region runs from base 300 to 3941 and encodes 1213 amino acids. The transcript is spliced from 26 exons. The record is from RefSeq and is a predicted model, not a curated record. NCBI's taxonomy places the organism in Eukaryota, Metazoa, Chordata, Actinopteri, Osmeriformes, Osmeridae.